Paracoccidioides brasiliensis Pb18 is the source of this 672-nucleotide messenger RNA. RefSeq lists its product as uncharacterized. The record is from RefSeq and is a predicted model, not a curated record. Gene Ontology annotation, cellular component: RNA polymerase III complex. Gene Ontology annotation, biological process: transcription initiation at RNA polymerase III promoter. The transcript has 3 exons. The coding region runs from base 1 to 672 and encodes 223 amino acids.
AUGAAGAUCCUCGACAGGCAAUCCGCAAUCCUAACAAAUGUUGAGGUGCUGGCGCAUUUCAGAUUGAACCCUCCACGGAAACCUCCCAACCCGCCGCCCAACUCGAGGAAUUUUAUACCCAAGCCAGAUUUGCGGGAUCAUAAUACGGUUGUUAAGGAGUUCCAUGACUACGUAACACGCCUCUCGCCGCACCUGCUUAAGUACCCUAGCUUUACAGCUCCAAAUGCUUCAAUUGAAAGUGAUGAUACCAGUGCCUGUGGAACCGAUGCUACACAAACACAGUCCACAGACCUCGACAUCGCCCUACGCGAAGUGAUCCACCAACUACGGCCGUUCCAGCUCACGAAGGCAGAGGUGCUCAUGAUUGUGAAUUUGGGUAUUGGGCUUGAUUCACUCGCUGGUGGAGAGGAAGGGGGAGAAGAUGGUGGUGGUGGUGAAGGGGCGGGAGAGAGUAUGGAGGUUGAUGGGGCGGAGGGUGGAGAGGUAGAAGGUGGAGAAGAAGGUAUCGAUGAGGAGGCAGAUUAUGGUGCUCUUGCGCUGUUGGAUACUGUUAUUGAGGAUCGGGAGGAGAGGUUGAGUACGGAAGAUGUUAGGGAGAUAUUGAGAGUUGUUAGGGAGACAUUGGGGAAGGGUAGGAGGAGGGGUAGUUCUGUUGCUGGUGGCGGGGGAUGA